Drosophila mauritiana is the source of this 1530-nucleotide messenger RNA. It is a transcript of the gene gny, whose product is annotated as probable dolichyl pyrophosphate Man9GlcNAc2 alpha-1,3-glucosyltransferase. The transcript has 4 exons. Gene Ontology annotation, molecular function: dolichyl pyrophosphate Man9GlcNAc2 alpha-1,3-glucosyltransferase activity. The record is from RefSeq and is a predicted model, not a curated record. Bases 36 to 1463 code for a protein of 475 amino acids. Lineage: Eukaryota; Metazoa; Arthropoda; Insecta; Diptera; Drosophilidae. Gene Ontology annotation, cellular component: endoplasmic reticulum membrane. Gene Ontology annotation, biological process: protein N-linked glycosylation.
CUACCAUCGCUGAAAAAUGUUGGCAAAACAAAAAGAUGAGAUCCGAAAUUUUGGCAAGCGCCUUUUUGGGCCUGGCGGUUAGGUCGAUUAUCUCGCUGUACUCCUACUCCGGCUUCGAUUCCCCGCCGAUGCAUGGCGACUACGAGGCCCAGCGGCACUGGCAAGAGAUCACGGUCAAUCUGGCAGUGGGCGAAUGGUACACAAACAGCUCCAACAACGAUCUUCAGUACUGGGGCCUGGAUUAUCCGCCUCUGACGGCCUACCACAGCUAUUUGGUGGGUCGCAUAGGUGCAUCCAUUGACCCCCGCUUCGUCGAGCUGCACAAGAGCAGGGGAUUCGAAUCGAAAGAGCACAAACGCUUCAUGCGCGCAACAGUUGUGUCUGCUGACGUGCUCAUCUAUUUGCCGGCAAUAUUGUUGCUGGCCUAUUCCCUAGAUAAAACCUUUCGAAGCGAUGAUAAAUUGUUUCUAUUCACGCUGGUGGCCGCGUAUCCCGGACAAACACUCAUCGACAAUGGACACUUUCAGUAUAAUAAUAUAUCACUGGGCUUCGCCGCGGUGGCAAUUGCCGCAAUCUUGCGAAGAAGAUUCUACGCGGCUGCAUUUUUAUUCACUUUAGCCCUUAACUAUAAGCAAAUGGAGCUGUAUCACAGCCUGCCAUUCUUUGCGUUUCUUCUGGGAGAAUGUGUUAGCCAAAAAAGCUUUGGUUCUUUUGUCGCUCAACUCUCGCGGAUAGCAGCUGUUGUCCUAACAACAUUUGCUAUUUUAUGGCUCCCCUGGUUGGGAUCUCUGCAGGCCGCACUUCAAGUACUCCAUCGCCUGUUUCCUGUCGCCCGAGGAGUUUUCGAGGACAAGGUGGCCAACGUCUGGUGUGCUGUCAACGUGGUUUGGAAACUAAAGAAGCAUAUCAGCAAUGAUCAAAUGGCCCUUGUGUGCAUUGCAUGCACGUUAAUUGCAUCUUUGCCAACCAAUGUAUUGCUCUUUCGAAGGCGAACUAAUGUCGGAUUUCUACUAGCGCUCUUCAACACGAGCCUGGCAUUCUUCUUGUUUUCAUUUCAAGUGCACGAGAAGACCAUUUUGCUGGCUGCUUUACCGGCGCUUUUCCUACUUAAGUGCUGGCCCAACGAAAUGAUUUUAUUUCUGGAAGUUACCGUGUUCAGCAUGUUGCCUCUUCUAGCAAGAGAUGAAUUGCUGGUGCCCGCCGUAGUGGCCACGGUGGCUUUUCAUUUGAUAUUCAAAUGUUUUGAUUCAAAGUCGAAGCUCAGCAACGAAUAUCUACUGAAGUACAUUGAACCUAUAUCGCACAUUCUGAUGAUCAGUAUUGUGGUUGCUUCUUUGACCGUUCCGGCACCUACAAAGUAUCCUGAUCUAUGGCCUCUUAUUAUUUCAGUUACCAGCUGUGGACACUUCUUGUUGUUCUUUCUGUGGGGAAAUGUUCAACAAUUUAGCAGCAAGUUAAGUUAGUUUCUAAGAUAAGCAUUCCAUUACAAUAUCUACAACAUAAGCCAAAGAAAUGUUUAUAAGCCCUUUA